Messenger RNA from Penicillium odoratum, 915 nucleotides. RefSeq lists its product as uncharacterized. The transcript has a single exon. NCBI's taxonomy places the organism in Eukaryota, Fungi, Ascomycota, Eurotiomycetes, Eurotiales, Aspergillaceae. Bases 1 to 915 code for a protein of 304 amino acids. The record is from RefSeq and is a predicted model, not a curated record.
AUGGGCAGUGACGGCAAAUCCAAGAAUUCAGAGGGUCUGAAUCGCCAUGGGCGAGAAAUAUCGUCAUCUCAAGCGAACACAUCAGUUCCCGAUGAAGAACCUCCGCAGUACAGCCCUCCCGAAGUUACAGCAGAAAGCUCAUCCACAGCUGCAACAAGAAGCCAAACAUCCAAUCCAACCACAGGCAGAAUCAUUGCAAUUCCUGCCAUCGCACCUGCGAACGAAUCUCCAUUUCUACGUGCCUACGCACCCAGUUUAGCAGAGCACCGACUACCUAAAGAAUCAUUCAUGAGGUUUCUGGACGAGCUCAACGAAGUCAUGACCACCAGCCCGCCAAUGCAGGUACUGGAUGCAACAGGCGGGAUUCUUCAGUCCAUCCCACUCCUAUUCCCGCUCCAUUGGCUUGGCUCCGCGGUGAGCGGUCUCGCCAAUCUGGGCAGUCACGGGAUCUCAAAAAGUCGCUCCGAUUACACCAUUCGCCAGGCUAACAAAGAGGUUUUUGAGCCAAGAGGACUGACGGUUGGGAUUGCCAAGUUGGAUGCAGUCGCUCACAUUGCCAAGAUUCCUAUUCUGGAUUCCCAGGGCAAGGUCGAUCAGGACGCCCCUCUUGUACGACAACUGGAGGCGCUUUCCGUGACCCGGUCUGAGAUGGCACAAGAGAUCGAUUUACAACUACGCAGAAUUCAACUGUUUCAACCGUGGAUUGCUGAGCUUGAGGUGGACGCUGCUCUUCCGUGGAGUCAGAAGUCUAGAUUGACUCGUUUCAAUGCGGCGCUGAAGAAGAGGAACGAGGAGGCUCGAAAUCGAGGUCAAGAGCCAGCCAAGGACGAGGAGGAAUUUGAACUUCGAAAGGCACUUUGGCUUGUGAUUCAGGAAGUGGAUGAGAAUGUAGCGGGUUCGUCAUCGAGAAAUUGA